UCUUCUUGAAUUAUUGUUCGUCGCUGUAGUAAAAACAUGCGAUAAAAAUUAUCAAAAAUUGUAAGAAUUGGUGUGUUUGUUGGUUGGUAAAUCUAUUAAAUAGUAUUUUUAAUUCCGUGCGAUAACGUGCAAUCAACCUAGUGCUACGAACGGAGGAUUUUUCAUUUGCGUACCGUUUUGUACAGUGAACUCGGAAACAAUAAUUCGCAAACGGAUAGUUUAUGUAAAUUCCUGUAACUGCUUCGUCCUGUCUUGUGUGUGAGUCUCGAAAAUCCACGAAAUCACGAAAGGUGAAAAUUGGCACAAGUUCCAGAGCAUUCCUCGACCUAACCACAGUAUCUAAAUGGCGAAAUAUUAUGAGAAUACGACCACUUUCAAUUACUCAUGGGAGCAGGUGACGCAGUGCUUUUGGAACCGGUAUCCUAAUCCGUUCAGCUCGCACGUACUGUCCGAGGAUACUGUGUGCCGGGAGAUAAGAAACGGAAAGCUACACAGCAAACGUUUAUUGACCAAAACAAACCGAGUACCAAAAUGGGGAGAACGGUUUUUCAAAGCCAAAUCUGUCAACAUACUGGAGGAAUCGGUUAUCGAUCCGAAAGAACGAGUGCUUGUAACAUACACUAGGAAUAUAGGAUUCAAUAAAAUUAUGAAUGUUGUCGAAAAAGUCACCUACCGGUCGAUUCCGGAUCAACCAGGCAAGACGAUUGCCAUCCGGUCCGCAUGGAUAGAUUCUUCUGUGUUUGGUUUCGCGACCGCCAUUCGCGCGUUCGGUUUAGAUCGAUUCAAAAAGAACUGCAUGAAAACCGUGGACGGUUUCAACUACAUGCUGCACCAUAUGUUCCCGCCCCAUGCAUCCUCGCCAUCGGCGGCUAUACAUAUUCAACACCUUUCCAAGACGCAGAAAAUCAAGGAAGCCGCAAAGAAUGCGUCCGAUCAUAUGAAAGCUCAGGCCGAACAUUUGGUGCAAAAUCUUUCCGUAAAAGGUUGAACCAAGCCCCCCUAGUGUGGAUGGCCGUUGGCCUACGGAACAAUCCACACAUUUCGCUGUCGAGUAAAUUGUAUGUUAGGAGAAUACAUUGGGAGUUUGAUUAACACUAGGACGCGGUCUCGGCUCUAUCUACCUACCACAUUACUUUGUAUUCUAACAAAAUCUUGUAAACUUAUUCAAUUUUUAACAUGAUGUCGCUCAUCUUUAAACUAAAUCGCUACCCAACUCGUCACGAGUUCCAGUCCAGUGAGGCAUGUGCUCAAGAAAGUAAGCAAGCAACAGCAAGUAUGAACAUAAACACAUUGAGAUCGUAAGUAUUUUACCCUUUUCAAUAACUAAACAGGCAGUAAUAGGCAGAUGCAGUAUUUGGAAAAUUCUUUAAAUUUUUUGCUAGAAGUUUCAAUUGUCACUUGCUUGGAUGCUAUUGAAGUGAACGAAAAAUAUAAGUUAGUGCAUCAUUCCAGGCCGAUUACGCUUACGAUUACCAACCACAGUACUAUUUAAGAAUACAGUAAUAUGUAACCACGUAACUACUAGCGUUAGGACGAAGAUAUUGGCUUUUCUAAUAUCCGCGACGUCUUAUUCACAAGAUGGUGAUAACAUCGUUUAGAAUUUAUUCGAGUAAGAAAAAAGUACGACUUAAGUUUGAUUAGGAACUCGUUAACAAAUCUAGCAAAAUAUUAACGCAGAUGGGGAUAAGAAAUUGGCAUACAUAUAAAGAUAAUGGUGUUUCGCGUAGUAUGGUUUAUGCAAAUACGUUAUAGAAUGCUCGAAAGGCUCAAUUCGGAUCGAUCAAGCCGAGAGUUUACAUAGAUUGGCUAAGCACCCUCCCUGUUGAAGUGCAAAGAAAACUUUAAUUGUAGAUACUUUUUAUUUUGUUAGUCCAAAACUUGUUGCUAGCCUUGUAUUAAUAUCCGAUUUUCCUUUGCG
This is a messenger RNA of Sabethes cyaneus, 1918 nucleotides long. RefSeq names its product protein preli-like (gene prel). The transcript is spliced from 4 exons. The record is from RefSeq and is a predicted model, not a curated record. NCBI's taxonomy places the organism in Eukaryota, Metazoa, Arthropoda, Insecta, Diptera, Culicidae. Gene Ontology annotation, molecular function: phosphatidic acid transfer activity. Gene Ontology annotation, cellular component: mitochondrial intermembrane space. Gene Ontology annotation, biological process: phospholipid transport. Bases 344 to 988 code for a protein of 214 amino acids.